Messenger RNA from Pocillopora verrucosa, 4109 nucleotides. The record is from RefSeq and is a predicted model, not a curated record. NCBI's taxonomy places the organism in Eukaryota, Metazoa, Cnidaria, Anthozoa, Scleractinia, Pocilloporidae.
CUUCCACCGUUUUGCACAAAUGUGCGUACGUGUACUAAGAGGAAAGUGACAGUAUUUUUCAUUAUAUCGUGUGGGCUCAUUGUGCUCAGAGUACUAAUCCCUGCUACAGCACAGCUACAGCUAGCUGAAUCAAGCAAAAGAGAGGAUCAUCAGGUAUAUCUGCGUUUUUUCUCCUAAGAAGCCAAGUACAAGAUGAAUGUAGUGUUUGCUAUUUCAGUCGUCAGCACGCUGCUGAUUUGCCAGGCUGAUAUCACCCUCAGUCAAUGUGAUCAAGCUGAUUGGUCGGUUAGUUUGGACAGGGCCACGUGGUCUACCUGUCCUAACAGUAUGACCUACCUCAAGGGGAUGUGGAGAAAUGAUCGACACCCUGGAGACGAGAGAGUUGGUCGCAUUGAGUAUGGAAGGUGCUGUCGGGCAACAGAACCAACUUAUGUCCACAAACCUUCCACAUGUUCAAACGCGAAUUGGCUUCACACGCUGGAUAGAACUCGUGUCUGGGCACUGUGCCCUAAUGGUUACUACAUGCAAGGUAUGAGGCUCGGCGCUGGUCCGCCAGCCUAUCUGCACCACAUUGACGAGGCAAAAUGUUGCCACCCUCAGGGUCAUCCAAACAGUUAUGAACACUGUUACGAUCAAGAUGUCACAUAUUCCUUCGACAAUAAAGGUUGGAGCGAGUGCCAACAGGCGGGCUACUUCAUGACUGGCUUCUACAAAAGCGACUGCAACAAUAUUUAUUGCAUCGAAAAAUUUCGAUGCUGCAAGAUGAAAAAAGCUGCUGUUAAUGGCGGAUGGAGCAGCUUCGGACCUUGGGGACAAUGCAGCGCUGAAUGUGGGGGUGGAACCCAAGAACGCUCACGAACCUGUACAAAUCCCCCUCCGUCGGGCGGUGGAGCGCAAUGUGUAGGGUCCAGCAAAGAAACACAAGCCUGUAAUACUCAUGAAUGCCCUGUGAACGGUGGUUGGAGUGACUGGGGAGACUGGGGACAAUGCAGCGCUUCAUGCGGUGAUGGGCAGCACGCACGCUCGCGCACUUGCACCAAUCCCCCUCCGUCAGGUGGUGGGGCACAGUGUUCAGGAGACAGCCAAGAAACACGGACUUGCAAUAAUGGACCUUGCAAUGUUGACGGAGGGUGGAGUAACUGGUCAAACUAUGGUGAGUGUAGCAAGAGCUGCGGCAAGGGGAAAAAAUAUAAAUAUCGAACGUGCACCAAUCCACCCCAGUCUGGCGACGGAAAGGACUGUUACGGGAGGGCGAGGAAGGGAAAGAAAUGUAGAGAGGCUUCAUGCAAAGUGAAUGGAGGUUGGAGUGAAUGGUCAGAUUACGGCGAGUGCAACAAGACUUGUGGCACGGGGAAGAGAUACAAAUAUCGUACUUGCACCAAUCCACCCCCCUCAAAAGACGGAAAGGACUGUAGAGGAAAAGCGAGGAAGGGAAAGAAAUGUAAAGUGGCUUCGUGCAGAGGUCAUUUGGAAAAAAAGGGAUUCAGGAUGCGGUGCGUUUUUGCCAUUCAACUUAUCAGCGUAUUGAUGAUUUCCCACGUUGAUCUUAGCUAUGGCCAGUGUUCGGAUAUCAGCUGGCAAUCAAGCCUAGACCGAGUGGGGUGGUCCACUUGUCCCGAUUCUAGAACUUAUCUCAAGGGAUUGUGGAGAAACGAUAACAAACCUGGAGACGAGAGAGUUGGGCGCAUUGAAACUGCAAGAUGCUGUAACGCUUUUAUUUCAGCCUAUCACAAACAACCUUCAACGUGCUUAAAUGCAAAUUGGGCGCAGACUUUGGAUAGAAAAUAUGUCUGGGCUCUGUGUCCUGCCGGUUAUUACAUGCAGGGCGUAAGGCUCGGCGCUGGUCCACCAGCCUAUCUAAACAACAUUGACGAGGCAAAAUGUUGCCACCCACAGGGUCAUCCAAACAGUUUUGAACACUGCUACGAUGAAGACUACACUUAUAAGUUUGACAAUAAAGGUUGGGCGUUCUGCAAGCAAUUGGGCUAUUACUUGGUGGGUAUUUACAAAAGUGACUGCAAUCAACUUUACUGCCUGGAAAAGCUCAGAUGCUGCAAGAUGAAGUUAGGUGCUGUUAAUGGUGGAUGGAGCAACUGGGGAAACUGGGGACAAUGCAGCGCUACUUGUGGACAGCAUGCACAGCAAGAGCGCACGCGCAGCUGUACCAAUCCUCCUCCAUCACUCGGUGGGGCGCAAUGCAACGGAGAAAGCAAAGAAACAAGAUACUGUGGUGGCCAUGCUUGCCCUGUAAAUGGAGGGUGGAGUAUGUUUGGACUUUGGGGCCAAUGUAGUGCCUCUUGCGGAAUUGGAUAUCAAGAGCGCGUACGCUCCUGUACCAAUCCUCCUCCUUCCGGCGGCGGGGCGCAAUGUUCAGGUGAAAACAGAGAAACAAGGUCUUGUAAUGGUGGAGGGUGCCCAACAAAUGGAGGAUGGAGUAGCUUUGGAAACUGGGGAUUAUGCAGUGUCAGUUGUGGAGCUGGUGUACAAGAACGCUUUCGAACCUGCACUAAUCCCCCUCCCUCCGGUGGUGGGGCACAGUGUUCAGGGCCCAGUGCAGAAACAAGGGCUUGUAAUAAUGGAGGCUGUUCUGUUGACGGUGGCUGGAGUAACUUUGGAGAAUGGAGCCAGUGUAGUAAAACUUGUGGAGGUGGAACCCAGAUGCGUGCAAGAACGUGCACCAAUCCUCGACCGGCAUAUGGAGGUAAACAAUGCAUUGGAGACAGCGAGGAGGAGCGGAAGUGUAACACUGGUCCAUGUGCAGUACCAAAUGUUGAUGGAGGGUUCACUCAGUGGUCUGCGUUCUCCAAGUGUAGCAAGACCUGUGGUAAAGGAAAGAAGACUCGCAACCGCGAAUGCACCAACCCACCCCCAUCGGGAUUUGGAAAGAACUGCAAAGGACCAUAUUCGCAGACUAUCAAAUGCAAAGUGCGUUCAUGCAAAGCUGCAGUAUCUUUGAAUACUCACAAGUUAGGUAAAUUGGUCAAGAAGGUUUUUUACAGGAUGAAGUUUGGGCUCGCACUUUACUUUAUCAGCAUGCUGCUGAUAAUUCAACCUGACGCCAUUCUGAGCUGUGACACAGCAAAUUGGUGGGCAAGUCUUGACAAGAAAGGUUGGUCUGUAUGUCCAAAUGAUCGUACUUUCCUCAAAGGACUCUGGCGAAAUGAUCCAUCGGGGAACAACGGCCUUUGGCUUAUCGAGGAAGGAAAAUGCUGCGGAGCUAAGGAACCAAGUUAUGCUAAUCAACCGUCAACUUGCACAAACGCAAACUGGUGGAGCGCAUUAGACGGAAAAGAUGUUUGGGCUCAGUGUCCUGCUGGCUAUUACAUGGAGGGCAUCUAUAUCACCGAUCCAACAAAUAUUUACAACAUCGAAGAGUCCAAGUGCUGUCGUCCACAGAAUCAUCCGAACGCUUAUGAUGACUGUUAUGAUGAGGAUGUUGGCAUUUCGUUCGACAAGAAAGGUUGGAGCGAAUGCAAACGGGAUGGCUAUUACAUGACUGGAAUCUACAAAAGCGGCUGUGAGCACCUUUACUGCAUUGAAAAAUUCAAAUGCUGCAGCAUGAAGAAAGCUGCAGUUAAUGGUGGAUGGUCUGAAUUCGGAUCUUUUGGAGAAUGCAGCGCCACUUGUGGAGGUGGAAUCAAGGAGCGCUCACGAACCUGUACCAAUCCCCCUCCGUCAGGAGGUGGAGCCCAAUGUUCAGGGUCAGCUAAGGAAACAAUGGUUUGUAAUGUGGAGCCUUGUAAUGUGGAUGGUGGGUGGACCGAUUGGAGUGAUUAUGGUGAAUGUAAAGGCAAGAAGUGCAAUAAGAGAGGCAAACAGUACAAGUACCGAACCUGCACCAACCCGCCCCAAAGCGGCGACGGGAAGGAUUGCAAGGGAAAAAGUAGGAAAGGGAAGAGGUGCAAAGUGAAGUGUGACUAAGCUCCAAAAACAGCCUGGAAACAAGGGGGAAUUGUCUGGGAAUCAAAGGACAGCUUGUUACAUUUUGGGAUAUUUGGAGGGUGGAAUAACCAAGGAUCACCAGUAAUGUAGAGUUAAGAGUCCACACAGGAGCUUAUCAUUUUUUAUGUGUAAUAUUGGUGCUGGUUAAAUAAAACUAUGAAAAUGUC